UGACAAUUGAUUAGAUAGAUACAUCUAGUUGCUUUUUUCUCUUGAAUCCUUCACUUAACCUAUUUUGAUGCUAUUCACACCGCUAUUUCACCCAUGAAGAUGGUCUUCUUGGUGUUUUAUAUUGCCUACCUGCCUGCCUACCUGCCUGCCUACCUGCCUACCUACCUGCCUGCCUGCCUGCCUGCCUACCUGCCUGCCUACCUGCCUGCCUACCUGCCUGCCUACCUGCCUGCCUACCUGCCUGCCUACCUGCCUGCCUACCUGCCUGCCAUGCCUUGCUUAGGAUUCCAUGGGAUUGAAAUACGCGCUCAAGUGGUUACUUUAUGGGGUCUUGGACAUUCGACUCAGGAUAUCUCUACACGACUAGAGGUUCUUAAGUCAAUAGUUUGGAACAUUAUAAAGAAGGCAUAAGAGC
Molecule: messenger RNA, 415 nt
Organism: Aspergillus ochraceoroseus IBT 24754
Lineage: Eukaryota; Fungi; Ascomycota; Eurotiomycetes; Eurotiales; Aspergillaceae
Exons: 1
Source: RefSeq, a predicted model, not a curated record